Molecule: messenger RNA, 990 nt
Organism: Oppiella nova
Lineage: Eukaryota; Metazoa; Arthropoda; Arachnida; Sarcoptiformes; Oppiidae
Source: the annotation of a GenBank genome assembly
AUGAGCGAAAAUAGUUCACAAAAAUCCGAUUCCCCUAAAGAGUCGCCCAAAAAGGAGAGAACCGACUCCACCACCGAUUCACCCAAAAGUCAAACUCCAGUCAAGAUUACGACCGAAAGCAGGAGAAGGGGUUCACUAUUGCCGCCCGACAGUCAGAUUUUGAUACCCAAAAGGGGUUCAAGGAGUGGGCGAAGGGGGUCCCAGGCCUUCGUAGAGACAGCUAUUUCUAUGGGCGACGACCCGUUCACUGAAGAGGAAAUCUCAGAGACAAUUAGAGCCCAUAAACAGAUCAUAUCAACGAUGCGAUCACAGCACUGGCCAAUGCAUCGCAAAUUAAAAGUCUUGAAUCGGGCCAAACAUUACAUCAAACGACAUGAGGGAGAGCUGAAGCAAAGCAAACAGGCCAAGGAUAUGGUCGCCAAAUACAAAGUCUAUGUCGACAGAGUAUUACGAGGAGAUCCCGACUCCACUGGAAUGAGAAAAGAAGUGAAGGAUAAGGAGGGCUCUCUUGAACUGCAGGCCAUUUGGGAUUUCGAGGUAACCAUUGCUGUAGUGGUGGUGGAUGUCAUCGUUGCCAUCGUGGCCAUCCAUCAGGAUUAUGCAAAUGUCACUAAAGGUUAUCUCAAGUAUUCGCCCAUUUUUUAUGGCUAUUACAGCAAAAGUGAAAUGACUUCUGAAGGUUAUCGUUUGCCUUUGGCUUACUUUCUCACCUCAUUCUUCCUCUAUAUGUUCAGCUUUUUCUGUGUUCUCCGAAAGAUGGCACAAAACGCGCGGAUGAGUCGUAUCUCCUCUAAGGACGACGAGUCGACCUUUUGUUGGAAACUCUUCACCGGCUGGGAUUACAUGAUAGGCAACAGUGAGACGGCCUAUAAUAAAGUGGCGUCACUUGUAAUGGGAUUUAAAGAAUCCAUUCUCGAAGAGAAAGAGCGAAAGAAAGACGAAAGAAAUUGGAAACGAAUCGCUUUGAGAGUAUUGGCCAACAUUUUGUGA